Molecule: messenger RNA, 1019 nt
Organism: Odobenus rosmarus divergens (Pacific walrus)
Lineage: Eukaryota; Metazoa; Chordata; Mammalia; Carnivora; Odobenidae
Gene: UCK1
Product: uridine-cytidine kinase 1
Exons: 7
Coding region: 133-963 (276 amino acids)
Cellular component (GO): cytoplasm; cytosol
Molecular function (GO): ATP binding; kinase activity
Source: RefSeq, a predicted model, not a curated record
CGCCACGCCGCGAGCCUCCCGGAAGUGGGGCUCCGGGGAAGCGUCACCGACCUUCGCGCGGGGGUGGGAGGGCCGGCUGCUUCGGGGAGGCGGCGGGAGCUAGGGCCCCGAUGCCCGCCGGCAGAGCCUGGGAUGGCUUCGGCUGGAGGCGGCGACUGCGAGGGCGCGGCGCCGGAGGCGGACCGUCCUCACCAGCGGCCCUUCCUGAUCGGGGUGAGCGGCGGCACCGCGAGCGGGAAGUCCACUGUGUGUGAGAAGAUCAUGGAGCUGCUGGGCCAGAACGAAGUGGACCACCGGCAGCGGAAGCUGGUCAUCCUGAGUCAGGACAGGUUCUACAAGGUCCUGACCCCAGAACAGAAGGCCAAGGCACUGAAGGGACAGUACAAUUUCGACCACCCAGAUGCUUUUGAUAACGAUUUGAUGCACAGGACUCUGAAAAACAUCGUGGAGGGCAAAACUGUCGAGGUCCCAACCUAUGAUUUUGUGACCCAUUCAAGGUUAGCAGAGACCACAGUAGUCUACCCCGCAGACGUUGUCCUGUUCGAGGGCAUCCUGGUGUUCUAUAGCCAGGAGGUCCGGGACAUGUUCCACCUGCGCCUCUUCGUGGACACGGACUCUGACGUCAGGCUGUCGAGAAGAGUUCUCCGGGACGUGCACCGCGGGAGGGACCUGGAGCAGAUCCUGACCCAGUACACCACCUUCGUCAAACCAGCCUUCGAGGAGUUCUGCCUGCCGACCAAGAAGUAUGCGGAUGUGAUAAUCCCUCGAGGGGUCGACAACAUGGUGGCCAUCAACCUGAUUGUGCAGCAUAUCCAGGACAUCCUGAGCGGCGACCUUUGCAAAUGGCACCGAGGGGCCAAUGGGCGGAGCUACAAGAGGACAUUUCCUGAGCCGGGAAACCGUCCCGGGGUGCUGACCUCUGGCAAGCGAUCGCACUUGGAGUCCAGCAGCAGACCCCACUGAGGAGCGGGGUGCUCAGCCUCCUGGGCAGACCCCUGACAUACCGUGUUCAGGGUUGG